AUGUCUCAAGACACCGGCUUGUGGAGUGUUCGCAGGCCGCGUGAGACCCUCGGAGGGCUGAACCCAAAUACAGGAAUACCCGCCCCCGGAUCGACCAUGAAGCGCAACGCCAGCGGUCAUGUACGGGCGCCGUCAGGCUCAAGGGGGUCCUUGGCUAUGUCGCGACCCAGUCAACCGCUUUUUUCCCGAACCUCGUCCGGAUCCAACCUCGCAGACCUUGGACUCUCAUCGGUGAAGAGGCAGUCUCUUGCGCCAAAGGCUGCUUACGCCGCUGCCAUGGGAACGCCUGCUGCAGCGCGCACGUCGACCGACGCGGAGCGACGAAGCAGCGUAUUUCGCGCGCGACCCUCUAUGAACGGCCCGGUAAACCACCACCAAAGCUUCUUCCAAACGACACAUCAACCUGCCGGUGUGCCAAAAGACCCUCGACCGCUCAAGGACCGAGCAUUUCAGGCGCGGAUUGGACAGGAACUGAUGGAGUACAUGACGCAAAAUAACUUUGAGCUCGAGAUGAAGCAUGUCCUGUCGCCCAACGUCAUGAAGUCGCCAACGCAAAAAGACUUCAACUACAUGUUCCAGUGGCUUUAUCACCGUAUCGAUCCGAGCCAUCGGUUUCAGAAGAAUAUUGACCAGGAAGUGCCUCCGAUUUUAAAGCAGCUACGGUACCCUUUUGAGAGGAGUAUUACCAAGAGCCAAAUUUCUGCUGUUGGUGGCCAAAACUGGUCUACAUUCUUGGGCCUUUUGUACUGGAUGAUGCAACUUGCGCAGAUGCUUGACGGAUAUGUGACCCGAAGCUACGACUAUGCAUGUAUGGAUGCCGGGGUCGAUGUCAGGGGCGACCACAUUAUCUUCGACUUUCUCAGCAGCGCGUACAGAGACUGGCUGGCAAUGGAUGAGGAUAUUGGCGACGAGGAUGCAGAAAAGGUGCUAGCACCCCAUGUGGCAUCUAUGGCCCAAGCCUUUGAUCGCUCCAACGGCCGGUACACGUCGGAGCUAGAGAUGCUCGAAGCAGAGAAUGCGCGACUUCUCAAGGAGAUUGCAGACCUGCAAAAGUCCACACCGGACCCUGCCAUUUUAGACGAUCACUUCAAGAUCAUGGAAGAGGACAAGGUCAAAUUUGAAGACUACAACCACCUUGCCGUCCAACGUUCUCAAAAAUACGAGAAAAGAAUACAGAUUCUGCAAGAGGAGCUAGAGAAGUUAAACGACGAGCUCAAAGAAGCGGAGGAGGAGCGGAGAGGCCUGCAAAAAUCUGUGGAUGCAUUGGGUAUCAGCAUGCAGGAUAUUGACCGCAUGACAUCUGAGAAGGAGCGCCUGCAGAAAGGAAUCGAAUCCGCCAGCCAACGACUCGAGGAAAUCAAGAAGAAGGUGGCCGACAAGGAAGCUGAAGCGAGCCAGCGGCUCGACGAUCUAGAAGACCAGGUGGAAAGGUACAACUCGCUUGCCUAUCAAACCGCGCUUCUUCCAUCGACAGCAGCCAACGCCAAAGGAAAAGACUACGAACUCCGCCUCACUGUUAACGACAGCUCCGAUUUCACGUCAAAUAAUUUCUAUGGGAUGAACAACGGGAAAUCCGGAGCCACCGACCGACUGCUAGCAGAUGCGAAUAACGGAUAUCGACCCAGCGACAUUGUCAAUGUCGACUUGCGUGGACAAGCUCGCAACGGAUUUAUAUCUCUUCGCAAGGCAAUUUCAGAACGUCGAAGUACACUCAUGAACGACUUGAUCAAGGAUCGCGAUCUCCUGGAUGGCAUCAAGGAGGCCAUUGAAGACAAACGAAGCGAAGUGGAGACUCUCAACCACCGUGUCCGUGCCGCUGAAGCAGAGUACGAGAGCAUCAGAGAGUCAACGGGGACUCAGAAGAUGACUUCGGAUGCUCAGAUUGAGAGGAUGGAGAGGGAUCUUGCGCGGAUGCGGGCCGGUCUUACCGAGUCCGUGCAGCUUCUGGAGCAGCGCGAGAUAAAUACGACUAUCGAAUACGAGCAGUUGGUGCUUAGAGCAAAUUCACUGCGCGAGGAGCUGCAUACGGAAAUUGACCGUAUGCUGACCGAUGUAAUCAGGUUCAAGCUUCACGUUCAAAAGAACCUGGACGAUUACGAAGGGUUCGUGGCGGAUGAGCUGGAGAAGGAGCUUGGUGUGGAAGAUGUGAGAGAUGAUACCCAAGCGAUGGAUCUAUAA
Cordyceps fumosorosea ARSEF 2679 is the source of this 2178-nucleotide messenger RNA. Its product is annotated as HEC/Ndc80p family protein. NCBI's taxonomy places the organism in Eukaryota, Fungi, Ascomycota, Sordariomycetes, Hypocreales, Cordycipitaceae. The transcript has 3 exons. The record is from RefSeq and is a predicted model, not a curated record. Bases 1 to 2178 code for a protein of 725 amino acids. Gene Ontology annotation, cellular component: Ndc80 complex. Gene Ontology annotation, biological process: attachment of mitotic spindle microtubules to kinetochore.